GUUUCACACUGUGUUCACACCAAUCCCAUACACUUUUUCAUUCCUUAUAUAUCAAACUACCCCUUCCGUCCCUCCCUGCUCCUUUAUAUUGUAUGUAAAGCUUCAUCUUUUUCUUUAACCUUCAAACUUCUCUUGAAAUUAUGAAUGACACCACCAUAGCUACCUCUCGUAAUGCCAGAAAACGGAGGUUAAAAGAUGAGAAGGAUCAUCGCCUUCAAAGGGAUGACUUUGAACAUGAUGACAACUUGUUUCAUAAUGAUGAUGAACAAGGAGCGAAGAAGAAAGACUUGAAGAGUAUUAUUACUUCGUUGAUAUUGUUGGACGAACAAGACAAGGGCGAUGAAGAAGAGCAGAACAAGGCCUCUGCUGAAGCAAAGUCGCUCUUCGACACUAAUCGAAAGAGGAAGACCAAGACCAUGUUGGAGUAUUACUCCAAUCUUCCAGAUUGCUAUUCAGAAUUUGAAGAAGCUGAACGUAUAAAGAGGAAAAAUUCCCGCUUUCUUGCCUCUUCCGUUGCCACCAUCGCCGCACUUGCUGAUUCAGAUAAUCUUCAAAAAUCUGUCAAGCAAGGGAGCGGUGGGCCGGGCACGGCCCAGCACAGGCGUUUGUGGGUUAAAGACCGGUCAAAGGCGUGGUGGGAUGAGUGUAAUAGUCCUGAUUACCCAGAAGAGGAGUUCAAGAAAUGGUUCAGAAUGAGAAGGCAAACUUUUGAUAUGAUAUGUGAAGAGCUGAAUUCUGUUAUUGCCAAGGAAGAUACAACUUUGCGUAGUGCAAUUCCUGUGAAGCAAAGGGUUGCCGUUUGUAUUUGGAGACUUGCCACGGGUGAGCCCCUUAGACUUGUGUCAAAAAGGUUCGGUUUAGGAAUUUCAACUUGUCAUAAAUUAGUUCUUGAAGUGUGUACAGCUAUUAGGAGUGUGUUAAUGCCAAAGUAUUUGCAAUGGCCGGAGGAAGAUGGUUUAAGGAAAAUUAAAGAAGAGUUUGAAGUCAUGUCUGGGAUACCAAAUGCUGUUGGUUCUAUGUAUACCACACAUAUUCCUAUAAUUGCGCCUAAGAUUAGUGUUGCAGCUUAUUUCAACAAGAGGCAUACUGAGAGGAAUCAGAAGACUUCGUAUUCGAUUACGGUGCAAGGCGUUGUGGAUCCGAAGGGGGUGUUUACUGAUGUAUGCAUUGGUUGGCCUGGUUCAAUGCCUGAUGAUCAGGUGUUGGAGAAGUCUGCUUUGUAUCAAAGAGCCAGUGGGGGUCUUUUGAAGGGUCAGUGGAUUGUUGGAGGUUCAGGGUAUCCCUUACUGGAUUGGGUGCUGGUACCAUAUACACAGCAGAAUUUGACAUGGACUCAGCAUGCCUUCAAUGAGAAAAUUGGAGAGAUUCAAGGGGUUGCUAAAGAUGCAUUUGCAAGGUUGAAAGGAAGGUGGAGGUGUUUGCAGAAAAGAACAGAGAUUAAACUGCAGGACCUGCCUGUGGUUCUUGGGGCUUGUUGUGUGCUGCAUAAUAUCUGUGAGAUGAGUAAUGAGAAGAUGGAUCCAAGCUUGACAUUUGACCUUUUCGACGAUGAGAUGAUCCCAGAUGUCCCUCUAAGAUCAGCCACCUCAAUGAAGGCUAGGGAUGCCAUUGCUCAUAAUCUUUUGCACCAUGGCCUUGCAGGCAAUGCAUAUUUAUAGUUGAAUAAAGUUGUGUUUGUUCAUUUUAUGAGAAUCAUGAUUCUUUUGUUAAUCAAUCAUUAGAGUUGUGUAUUCAUCCAAAUUUGAAGGAGGGGCUAUCUAAAUAUUACAUACAUACAUACAUACAUAUAUAUAUUUGUCCCUCCCUCAAAUUGAAGAAGUUUAUAGCCGAACAUCACAGUGUAGCCUAGGUUCCAUACUCCUACAAGAAAUAAAAGAUUAAUAAAAUGUAACAUUACAAACAA
Messenger RNA from Mangifera indica (mango), 1903 nucleotides. Its product is annotated as protein ALP1-like. NCBI's taxonomy places the organism in Eukaryota, Viridiplantae, Streptophyta, Magnoliopsida, Sapindales, Anacardiaceae. The transcript has a single exon. The record is from RefSeq and is a predicted model, not a curated record. Bases 141 to 1658 code for a protein of 505 amino acids.